This is a messenger RNA of Hyaloperonospora brassicae, 2541 nucleotides long. NCBI's taxonomy places the organism in Eukaryota, Oomycota, Peronosporomycetes, Peronosporales, Peronosporaceae. The record is from the annotation of a GenBank genome assembly.
AUGAGAGCCUCGAAACGCCGGCGGCAGCAGCAGCACGCGACGCUCGUCGCGCAGCUCGAGCUUGUGCAGCAAAAGCAGCAGCAACUACACGAGGAAUCUCUCGCCUUUGCUGUGGAUCCUGUAGCCCCGGAGAAAACGGCCGCCCAGCACUCCUUGCGUUCGUUGCGUCAAUUGACGCCUGAAGUAACGGUACUAUGUGCACAGACUGGCGCAGUUGUCGAGCGUGUUGCGAACGCAAAUGAGAUCGCCGAGAAGAUGACGCGCGAAGUGCGACGGCUGGACGUGAUCCAAUCGCGCCUGAGCGUGGUGCUCGAGCAGUCGGCGCAGCUCCUGACGCUGCGCAACGCGUUGGCGGGCAUCCGACGCGCUAUGCUGCAGCAGAGGUACCCCGAAGCUGCUACUUUUCUGCAGACACUCAAGAGCAUUGAACAGCAAACGGCACUGGACGUAGCCGACAAGUUGCGUGUCGACACGAUGGAGAACGACCUCAAAGGAGUUAUUGAAAGUGCUUUCGACGACGGAUUGCGGACGGGGGACAACCGCAAGAUCGAGACGUACGCGCCGCUGUUUAAAUUGGUGGGAAAGGACUAUGAGGAACGUGGACUGAUGAUGCUGCUGGAGCACGUCCAACGGUCAUUGGACGAGUCCAUGAAGCGAGACGGAGAUCCUCAUGUUGAUGGCUCUGAUACUCAGGAAGUACUCACACGCCUUGCAGAGGUGUUCAACCAAGUGGCACAAGAAGCACAGCUGCACGCAAAGUUGCUGUCUCAGUGCUUUGAUCGAGUACACGGUCCGACUCGAUUUGUAGUAAAGCUUUACACGAUGGGCGAGCAGUCGGCCGUGGCGCUGUUGAACACAUACAUGGCACAACGCAAAUUUCACGAGCGCAUCACGAACGUGGGGCACCUGGGGUCGCUGGCUUCGACUGAUGUGACGCCAUCGUCCAAUUGCAGCACCAACAGCCGUGGAGCUCAAGCUGAACGAGGCGAUCUCAAGGACGAUUGCGUAGCCGUGAUGAAUGAACAGCUGAAUGAAAUGGCACUAGUGAUUCAGCACACGCAAACUUACGAGCGCUUUAUGCGCUCACGCGUGGCGUGUGAAGACAAAGACGAAGAAAUGCAGGGAACUACGGAACCUGGACACGAUGAGCCGACGAGUGCUACUGAUGCCGAGGACGUUCCUCAGUUACCUUCAGUCCAAGAAAGUGAGCUGGGAAAAACAGUCCAGGAGCUGGCAGGGUUCUACUGUUUCUUCGAGAACGCACUGCUGAACCAAGCUGCACAAAAAGCUUUUCAGUGGGAAGAACUGCAUUUCACAUCCGGAAGUGAUGGUUCUCGCGGUACUGAAGUCGGAGUUGAUGGCGGCGAUGCACUGAUUUGCUUCCCGAUUUCAUCAGCCAUUGACGAGAUCUUUUACGUAGCACGCAACAGUGGGUCGCGCGCAUUGGCGACGGGCCAUGUCGACAGCGCGGCUGGGGUUCUCAACAUGAUCAACACGGUACUACGUGACGUCGUGGGAGACACGAUGCGAAGCCGCAUCCGUCGCAUGACUACGUCCGCGAAAAUGGACAUAACAGCUGGAGAUGCGGCAAGUUUGUUGGUUUCUUCUUCUGUGCAGUUGCGCGGUCAGAUGCAGCAGCAAUUUGCUAAGCUUAGCAAGACUGUUGGGCCUGUAGGCGGUGUCAAUGGUGGCGGUGAGAUGGCUGGUCAAUCGUCGGAGCAGCGCAAGGAACACACACCUGACGUCGUACUCAACAGCUUGGAGGUGACUUCUGGAUACAUCGCACAAUUGAAGAGCGAGUUCCAACACGAGCUGCCCGAAGCCUUCCCAGAGGUACCACAACACAUUAUGACUUGUCUCAACGCGCUCGAAGAUGCAUCAGCCGAACUUCGGCAGCUGCUUGAAGCGUCACGAAAAAAGCUGUUGAAGCUUCUGGAGCCCAAGAUCGCUUCGUUUCUCAACAGUCUGUUGUCGCCCUCCUUGUCGGCAGUUUCCGCAGCCUCGGCUUUGGCGGCAUCCGCAACAGCUCUGUCGUCUGCGCAUAGACGCAACGGCGUACAGUAUGAGCUGACGGAGGCAACAUUCACAUUCAACGAGGCAAAUGAUCCGUUUGCACACGUCUUUGUACGCGGGUUGCAUUCGCUGCUAAGCUGCUUCCGUGAGAGCUUGUCGCGGAGCAAUUACCGUGCUGUCGUGCAGGGCGUGGCCCAAUACACUGCGACUCAGCUCGAAGCUUGGUUCGUCAGUCGAGUUGCUCGCGUCAAUCAGCUGGGGGCGUUGCAAUUCGAUAAAGACGUGCGUGUUAUUAGCACGUUUUUCAGCGGUGAAGGUGGCGCCAAUGACGAAGUACGUGAGACGUUCGCCGCUUUGACCCAGCUUUCCGAGGUUCUGAACGUGGACAGUCCUCACGACGUACUGGACGUGUACGGGCGGCGACACCGCGGCGUAGCUUGGAAGUUACCAGCCGAUCGUGUGAAGGAGAUACUAUCACGUCGCGUAGAGUUUGUCGAUGCAGACAUCAAUCAGCUGGUCCUGAAGUAG